Messenger RNA from Lactuca virosa, 1473 nucleotides. NCBI's taxonomy places the organism in Eukaryota, Viridiplantae, Streptophyta, Magnoliopsida, Asterales, Asteraceae. The record is from the annotation of a GenBank genome assembly.
AUGGGUAAAACGCCAAGCUUAAACCUUCUUAAGGGUACAAAAAACAUCGAAGAUACAGUAAGAUAUGUGUGUUUGAAAGACGGAGAAGGCGAUCAUGAGCAUGAGCCAUUGAGUUCUGGGGCUAGGUUUUUUCAUGAGCCAGGUUUUAAUGUCUACAUCCUCACUAAAAUUGGUGCAAAAUCCUCAUUCGAUAUCAACCGAACUAAAGCCUAUUUGAUUCAAAUGAUUGAUAAAUAUCCUUGCUUCUCUCAAGUGGUGGUUAAAGAUAAAGAAAGUGGGAGCAUGAAAUGGGUUCCCACGCAUGUAAACGUAGAUGACCAUCUUAUUGUACCGGAAAUCGAACAAAACAUGGAUUCAUCAGACCAAUUCAUCGAAGAUUACAUCUCAAAUCUUACUGUAUCUUGUAUUGACAACUUGAAACCAUUAUGGGAUGUACACAUCCUCAACACAAGGACCUCGGAUGCACAAGGCACAUGCAUCUUUCGUGCUCAUCACUCACUUGGAGAUGGUCUGUCAUUUAUGAGUAUGUUGCUUUCUCUUAGUCGAAAGGCCUCCGAUCCUGAGGCAUUGCCUACACUUCCCGUGAAUAUGAAGGCCCAUCAUCAUACCACCACAGCUACUAAUGUUAUUUCCUUUUGUAUGGUUCUUUGGAACACUUUUGUCGCACUUAUGUUGUUUGUGUUCACUACCAUGUUUCUAAAAGACACAGAAACACCUAUGAAAGCCUCAACUGGUGUUGAAGAUAGACGUCGGCGCAUUGUUACUCGAAGUGUUAGCCUUGCUGACAUAAAGUUGGUGAAAAACGCUAUGAAUGCUACUGUGAACGAUGUAAUAGUUGGAGUUAUACAAGCUGGUUUCAACCGUUACCUAAAGCGGAGAUAUGAAGAGAUAAAUAGUCCUGUUCCAGAAAACAUUCUCCUUCGUGCAAUGAUUUCUUAUAACUUGCGAGCCUCUGUGAAUGUUGAUGCUUCUGCGAAAAAUACAAAUGAAAACGAAACAUGGGGAUACAAGGUAGGUUAUAUACUACUUCCAUUCAACGUCAAAAAUAGAAGUGACCCGUUAGACUAUGUACGGGAAGCAAAGUCUACCAUGGAACGCAGAAAAGCUUCUUUAGAACCAUUUGCCACUAGAUUCUUUGCCAAGUCAUUGGUCAAUAAGUUGUUUGGUAUGAAGAUUGCAGGAAAGUUGAAUCGUAAUGUUUACUACAACACAACAUUUUGCUUCUCCAAUAUGCCUGGACCAAAAGAAGAAAUAUGUGUCCUCGGACAUGAAGUUACCUAUCUUGCUCCUAGUCUUUACGGGAUACCCAGUGGAUUGAUGAUUCAUGUGAUCAGUUAUGUUGACAAAGUGACAUUUGUUCUAUCAGCAGAUGAAAAAACUAUACCUGACCCCCGAAGGUUAUGUGACGACCUUCAACAAUCACUGCACCACAUCAAGUGUUCAGUUUUAGCUAAACCAUGUGUAGAGAACUAG